Messenger RNA from Cloeon dipterum, 1476 nucleotides. Its product is annotated as pancreatic lipase-related protein 2-like. Gene Ontology annotation, molecular function: lipase activity. The record is from RefSeq and is a predicted model, not a curated record. The coding region runs from base 88 to 1461 and encodes 457 amino acids. The transcript is spliced from 11 exons. Lineage: Eukaryota; Metazoa; Arthropoda; Insecta; Ephemeroptera; Baetidae. Gene Ontology annotation, biological process: lipid catabolic process.
AAGCCUUCGUCCGUUUUUAAUGUCGUCGUCGCAUUGACGCACUUUAAUUGAUCUGCAAGCCACGAGCAAUAUAGUUUUUCUUGAGCAAUGGACCAGCGUGCGCUACUAAUUUGCCUCACAGCGUUGCUUUUAUCCGCCACGCCAAGUUCUUCAUUGAAGAAAAUUUCGCAUCACGGAGACGACGAACACUUUUUCGGUGAGAACGUGACAAAUUCCCAGCCGGACUGUUUUGGACUCGCAAAGAAAAUUCUGCAGCUGUUUACACCCAACAACCGACACGACAUCAGCACUCGAUUUUUCCUCUCGACCAGGACCGGAAAAGCGAGAAAAGAUGAGAGAAAAGAAAUACACGUGCGGCCAAGUAUCAACUUGGGACCAAGCUUUGAUAAAAACAAGAAAAUCGCAAUCAUUUGUCAUGGAUACAAGGGAAAGGCCGACAACUCGUGGGUGCGAGAUAUGGAAAAAGCUCUGUUGCAAGCUGAAGACAUGAACGUGAUAAGUGUUGACUGGAGGCACGGUGCUGAUAAAUUUAAUUACAUCCAAGCUGCAUCCAACACUAGAGUGGUGGGAGCCGAACUUUCAAGCCUCGUCCAGCACAUGAUCGUUAAAAUGAACAUAUCGGCUAAAAAAUUCCACCUGAUUGGCCACAGUCUCGGAGCUCAUAUCGUGUCUUAUGUGUCUACGCACAUAACUGGAAAAGUCAAGAGAAUCACUGGAUUGGAUCCGGCGAACCCUUGUUUUUCCCCAAAAGAGUUUGGCAUGAAAUUGGACAAAGGGGAUGCGGAUUUUGUGGACGUCAUUCACACAAACGGUCGCUACACCAGAUAUGGAUUAGGAUUGCAGUUUCCUCUCGGUCACUUGGAUUUCUAUCCAAACGGCGGCUCGGAGCAGCCUGGCUGUCGGAUUCCACACGAUGCUUCAGUUUGGAAAAAGCUGAGGGCAAUUGGACUUGAUGCUGUCGAAAAAGUCUGGAACAAUAUCAAGUCACCUAUUUGCAGCCACAGCAAAGCAGCAAAGUACUUUAUCGAAACGAUUAAAGCAGGGGGAUGCAACUUUUGGGGCCACAAAUGGGACAUUUACAAUCCAAGAGCUCCGACUAAUUUGACUUGCAAUGAAGAGAAUUGUGCCCUCAUGGGCUACAGGAGCGAUAAAUACCGCGGAAAAUCCAACACCUUUUACGUUUUCGUCAAGGAUGCAACUCCUUUUUGCGUGCCCGAGCCUGAAAACGACGUGAGAAUGGGAAAUAAAUAUCAAACCUUAAUUCCAGCGAUCGGCAUGCUGCCAGUCGAGAUGCUACUUGACAGCGAUGUUUUCUAUUUCGUUGCCAUCAUAUUGGCCCACAACCUGGUUUCAACUCUGCCUUUUGUGCUGAUAUCGGUGCUUCUUUUGAUUGUCGAUGUGAUGCGUUGGUACGGCUGGAAAAUUCACACCGUCAACAGAGAAAUGAAAGGUAUAAAUUAAGGUUUUGAAAUAUUC